AUGGCCCUCCGCCCGGAAGAGCAGUGGCUACAGCGAGACACGCCUGAUCCCGUCUUCCAGGGCAUGGUUGCCCAGUUCAAUGACUUUGACAAGUCAUUGCAGGAGGUGAACUCCAGCUUGGAGACUUUUGUGCGUGAGCCUUGCACCGUUGCCGAGGAUUUGCUGGAUCUCAGCCGUGUCUGCUGGGACCCCUUCCGGAACCUGGAAUGGGAUGUCGAGAACGCCCUGCUCCAGAACCAGCUGGAGGUUCGGGAGCAGGAGCUUUGGAAUGAGAGGGAGCGCUUCUUCAAUGAGCAGCGACUCAUGGCAGAAGUGGAGGUUGAGAGGCCUCCCAAGAGAAGACAAAGCUUUUGCAGCACUCAAGCCCCCGACGACAAACAUGGCGACCAAGAGGUUGAGGAUGACGAGUGCGCACGCGAUGUGUCUCCCGCGCGGGAGGCGGGCUUUGAAAACUUUUUGGUCUGGGCGGCCAGCUGUCCGGAAAGCAUUUGCGUGGAUGAUGCCCAAGGCGAAGAGCAGCAUGUUGAUGAUGGGCAGGCCUUGGCCAAGCCAGAGGAUGCCGAGCAACGCAUGUGCACCGACGAGGGGAUGAUGUCAAUAUUUGCUGGUGAGUCGGAGUCCACCGGAUCAAAGAGUUCCUGCCAGCAACAUGGCCAAGGAGAAGACAGAGCUGAUGCAGCAUGCCAGACAGAUGGCGAGGACUGCACUGCUGUUGUUGACUCGCCGGAGAGUCAGAGCUCGGCCAUGGUGUGUUCCUACCCGAUGGCGCUCGAAAGCCUCGAGGUUGGCGGUGGGCUCGGUGGGGAAUGCGCUCCGCACGACCUCCUGGUGACAGAACUGUUGCCGUACCUGAACGUUGAGGAUCUGCUGAACUGGCGCUUGCUUUCGCGGCACACAAAAAGCCCCCAGGCCUUGAUAGAUCACGUGGCUGAGAUGGGCAGCAUGGAAAGGCCAGAAUCAGUUCUCGAUUUCGGGGAAAAGGUGAAGGCCAUGCGCAACCCGGAUACAUCCUUCGCGGCAGUCUUUGGAGGCAAUGUCGCGCAACAAAAGCUCUACGAUUGUCGGUGGUGGUGUUUUGCCUUGGCUUGCAAAAGAAGAACCCACUUUGCCGAAAGCCACGUUCAGCGGAUUGUCGGCAAGAACCUCCGAAGCUUGCUGUGGCACUGCCAGAGUGCGAAUGAUUCCAUUUCUGAGUCCGCCCGGCAGCUCCUGGUGUAUAGCUGCCAUGCCAGCUACGUUGCUGACGGCCUCCCCUUUGUGCAGCGAUUUAUUGCAAACUAUCUUUUAGACCUGAUGGAAAAUAUAGUGGAGUCCCACAUCUACGCCAAUCUGAAAGACAUCGGCCCGUGCCUUAAAGCUCUCGCGAUGGUACUGCGUUCGAUGAGCAAGCCUCAGCGUCAGAAGUGGGUGUCGCUUUUGGUCCAGCUGCUGACGGACUAUAAGCUCCCCAAAGAGAACGCCCAGGUGGCGAUUUGGCGUUUGAGAAUGCUCUGGAUGGCUGAUGACGAUCCAACUCGGACCUACGCAGAAUCUCAACACGAUCUCCGGACUGUGGCUGCGGCCUUCCCUUACAACAAGGAUCUGGCGGGUGAUAUUCGACUUCUCAUCCACUACAGCUGCCUGCGAGCUGCUUUGCCUCACGGGCGAGGCAUCCAUGAGCUGGCCACGGGUGUACAGAGCCUGUCUGAUGGUUUGGCCGAGCAGCUCAAGCUGGCACAGGAUCGCAUUCUGGUGACGGAGGGGUGCCGGCUGCGCGAAGCUGCGCAGAACAUCGCACGCCAAGACGCUCCACAUAGUGCGGUGGCGCGGUUCAACCGCAACAUGGAUUUCAACAUCACAGCUCCGCUAAAGGACCACUUGGCCAACAACGAAAAGUUGCGGAAGGAGCUGGAGAAGCGUGACAUGUGCUUGGCCGCGCUGAAGGACGCAUUAAAGCAGGUCGAGCUUUGUGAUGCCCAUGUGUUGCAAGAUGCAGAUCUCCGGCGGAAGCUGGCGAAGUCUGAGUUCCAAGCCUCCAAGGCUACUUUCGAGCGAAUCAAUCGAAGCGUCUUCGAGUGGCUAUACACGCUGGAAGAGCACAGGGACGACAUCUUGGAUUCCUGUCUUCAGACCUUGAAGCAUUUGCAGUACGACUUUCUGGCUUCUGCUGCCCACUCCAUCUCUGAUGUGCUGCCCGAGCGCAUGGCUUUCCGCCGCAUGACCGAGAUGAUGCCGGAGUGCCUGGAGGCCCAUGUACAGCAGGAGCUCCGUGACACUCAGGACCCGGAGCUGUCUCAGGAAGGCGGAGAGACCUUUGCCCUUCGCCUGGUGGAGCGACUGGCGCGGGAGGGCAAGGAGCGACCAGGUGCUGCUCCUGAGUCUGCCCCGAGCUCGCAGCCUGUAGACCCAUUGUCGCUGUCGUCGCUGCUGUCCCACGGCUUUGAGGAGGGGCCGGCUCGCCGUGCCCUGCGGCAAACGGGCAACGACACGCAGGCCGCCAUGGAUCUUCUCCUCGACAUCGAAGAUCAGGAGUUGGUUCGGCAGCCCGUCACGGCACAGCGCGCAGCGCUUGAGACUCCGACACCUGCCUGCCAUGCUGCGGGACCGACAGCCCUCGGCGUACGAGGAGGACUUGCGCGGACACGCGCCUGA
Symbiodinium necroappetens is the source of this 2631-nucleotide messenger RNA. NCBI's taxonomy places the organism in Eukaryota, Dinophyceae, Suessiales, Symbiodiniaceae. The record is from the annotation of a GenBank genome assembly.